Messenger RNA from Macrosteles quadrilineatus (aster leafhopper), 4025 nucleotides. RefSeq names its product myrosinase 1. Bases 175 to 1587 code for a protein of 470 amino acids. Gene Ontology annotation, molecular function: beta-glucosidase activity. The record is from RefSeq and is a predicted model, not a curated record. Gene Ontology annotation, biological process: carbohydrate metabolic process. NCBI's taxonomy places the organism in Eukaryota, Metazoa, Arthropoda, Insecta, Hemiptera, Cicadellidae. The transcript is spliced from 12 exons.
GACGACAGAGACGAGACGAGACGAGUCACGGCCGCUUAUGUUGAUUAAGAUACUGAAAUACUGACUGUAUGUAAUUCAAAUUCACGAAGUGUUGCAGUAUUCAGUAUUGCAGUCGUAGCACAGUGCUACUUGUUCCUCUUAUGUUGACGAUCAGAGAACAUCAGAAUUAGAAAAAUGUCAGAUCUACACAAGUUUCAACCCAAUUUUAUGAUUGGCUGUGCAUCAGCGUCUUAUCAAGUGGAAGGUGGAUGGAACGCUGAUGACAAAGGAGAAAAUAUUUGGGACUACAUGACGCACACUCAACCAGACAGUGUUAAAAACAAGGAUAAUGGCGACAUCGCGUGUGACUCGUACCAUAAAUAUAAGGAGGAUGUUCAACUCAUCAAAGACAUAGGGUUUGCUCACUACAGGUUUUCUAUUUCCUGGAGUAGAGUUUUGCCCACCGGUCAUGACAACGUUGUCAGUAAAGCUGGACUUGCCUACUAUCACAACCUCAUCGAUGAACUCAAGUCGAAUGAGAUUGAACCUAUGGUUACUCUCUACCAUUGGGAUUUGCCUCAAUCAUUACAAGAGCUGGGUGGUUGGACCAACCCCCUAAUGGCAGACUACUUUGAGGCUUAUGCAAGGGUUAUGUUCAAGGAAUUCGGAGACAAGGUGAAGUGGUGGAUCACGAUUAACGAACCGCUUGAAGUGAUAAAAGGUUACGGACGAGCGUUGUACGCUCCUAUGUUGAAUCAACACGGAGUCGCUGACUACCUUGCGGCUCACACGCUGUUGAGAGCUCAUGCCAAGGCUUACCAUGUCUACAACUCUACCUUCAGAGCUCAGCAGAGAGGAAGAAUUGGAAUCACUCUAAAUGCACGCUUUGUUAAACCACUGAGCAAUACUAAAGAAGAUGAACUGGCUGCUGUUAGAUCCAUGGAGUUUGAGAAUGGGAUCUUUGCUCAUCCGAUAUUCUCCACUGAAGGUGAUUACCCCAAGAUACUGAGAGAGAGGGUAGACUACAACAGCAAGAGAGAGGGAAGAUCAUCAUCAAGACUACCUGUCUUUACCAAAGAAGAAGUACAACAACUAAAAGGAAGUUCGGACUUCUUCGGUCUGAACCACUACACCUCAAGACUUGCGACAUCGGGUUUGAUUGAUCUUGACCCUUCAAUGUUGAGAGACUCAGGCGCUUUAGAUAGUUUUGACCCUUCGUGGAAAACGGGAAAGUCUCCUUGGCUCAAGGUGGUUCCUUGGGGAUUGAGAGGUAUCCUGAACCGAAUCCGAACAGAAUACAACAAUCCUCCAGUGUUCAUCACUGAGAACGGAUACAGCUCAGACUCUAGUCUUGAGGAUACUGAGAGGAUCCAGUACUAUCAUGACUACCUUGAAGAAAUGUUGAAGGCCAUUUACGAAGACAAUUGUCAUGUACUAGGGUACACUGCAUGGAGUAUACUGGAUAACUUUGAGUGGCUUGCUGGUUAUACGGAAAGAUUUGGGCUCUGUUAUGUGGAUUUUGAUGAUCCUAAACGGCCGAGAAAAAAGAAGCAGUCGGCAGAGUACUUUAAGAAAAUGAUAGCAACAAGGGAAUUACCUGAUGUUUAAGUGCCACAAAAUGGCUUUAGUUAUGUUCCUAUAUUACUAUUAUAAUAAUCUCUAUAAUACAGGGUGGUGAGGUACAUUUUGUCAAACAACAUACAUAAUAUUUCUAAGGAAAAUGUAUUAAGCUCAAACUUGGAUCGUAAGACCAAAUGAAAGUUGAUAUUAAUAUUUUAUAAAAAAAUACCCUUCUCGUAGACAAGAAUGUCCUUUUUGUUUUGUUUGACAAAAUGUAGGUAGGAUUAGGUUAUUCCUGUUCAUCACUUAAUAUUUUCAAUUUACAAUAAAUGUGCCUUAAUUGCUUGAAACUUGCACAAUACACGUCCAUUGUUUGAUUUCUUUACUAUCACUACGAUUUAGUGUUGUUUAUUUUAGCACAAUAAAAUCGGGAGCUUCAAAACUGGACCUAGCUGUCCUUGAUCUUUUGGUCUAAAAAAACGGUCCUAGCCAGUGCUCGAUUUGUAAAAAGUGAGGUGCCAAAGUGAGGUGCUGGAACUGUACAGGUCGGCCAAAGUUUCUGUGCGCGCGACCAGAUCUGGUUGAGUCUAGGCGAGGUGGUUGGCGGGGGUACUUUUGUGAAAACAUUUGUGUCUUGCUACCCACUCACCACUACCACCACUACCCCCAGCACUGCCAAUAGCCGGUGCCCGAAUGUUUUAGUUCGGCUAGUAGCAACCCGUCCACGCGCACAGAAGUUUUGGCCGAGCUGUAACCUACUGGGAAUUAUGACCUCUCCUCAAAAAAUUGUUGAGAGGUACCAGAACGCCGUUCAGUUGUGUUCCGCCCCAAAUAGAGCACUUGCCUUAGUCAUAUAACCAGCUGAUCUUGUAACGGGCCACAUAAGGCAUCUUACUUCAUUCUACACUCGUUUUCAUUUCAUAUUGAAGUUAAAGAAAUUGCAACCCCACAUUGAGAGUUACGAGUUAUCAAUGGGGCUGAUAUGAUGAAUUUAUAUACUUAACCUUAUGUAUUUUAAUUUUCUUCUUAUUUUGCUUUUGGUUUGUGAUCAAAUGUUGUUUAAGUAAAGGUUAUUUUUGAAAACACAUACCAUAUAUAUUUUUAAAAUAUACUAUAUUUAUAUAUAAUUUUUACAAUCCUAUUACUGUGAGGGUAAAAUAAAUAUUGUAUUUGUUUUUAUAAUAUUCUUUAUAAGCCUUAAAAUCGAAAUAUGAGUUAUAUUAAAUGUUGGAUUUUAAUAUUAAAGACUAGUUAUUGAAGAAAAUGAUGAUUACAUAUAAGUAGAGAAUACCUAUUUGGUGUUCCUUUUAGAACUUUUUAUUUAUAAUCUUUGUUUUACUUUUUAAGUAAAAAUACCCCCGCCGCAGCAAACCUGCAGACUUAGCGAAUUUCCAUUUGCCUGAUUGGAUUUAAACUCAAAUGUCUCCUUAAAAAUAUCACAUUUAUUCCCUAUUUAAACAGAAUUAGUUUAAUGAGUACUUAGGUUUGCUGCAACAGGGAGUUUUUUUUUAUGUAUAAUAUUAAAAGGUACUGUGGUUUAGUAAGAAAUUUAUGUAUUUUCCAACUUUUAUCAAAAUAUGUUCAUAAACAAGCAAACUACAACAGUUGACUUAUUGUCCAUAAGAAUAACAUGGGAAUUUUAAAAUUACAAUUUUUUUGAAUUUUCUCCGUAACAAUUAGGCGCAUAAUAAUGCUUCAAUAUACUAAAUUAUUUGUUUUUUUAAGUUCUACAAAAUGGUUUAAAAAGAAAUUGUGAAAUUUUGUGUUUUUAGGGUCAAAAAUGGGAAAAACCUAUUUUUACCCCAUAAAACCCCCCAUAAACCCCCGUUCCCAUAGUCCGAUCAUGCUGGUUCGCGAACUCAUUCAAGUUUAUCCCGCCUUACACCUUCCAACCAAAUUUUAUCAAAAUCGAACAAUAAUUACUCCAGUUAUCGUGCGGAUGGACACAUAUAUAUAUAUAUAUAUCUCUCUAUAUAUAGAUAUAUAAAAAUUUGAACGAAUGGUGUUCUUGGCCUCUGGGGACAUCAAAAUGAAAAAGUAAAUCGGUCCCGGGCUUAGGUCUUACCAUGAGACCUACGGUAAUAGCUACUUCCCUAUAGGGAAAUUCGAUAAAAAAAAAAAAAACUAAGUCUAACAAAUUUGUGAAGUGGGCGGUAUACAACUUUGUUAAAUUAAAUAUCUCAGUUGAAAAUUUUGACUUUUUAUAAAAAGUAAAACCACUUUUGAAUAUGAAACUUUGACUUUAAUUCUGUAAUUCCAGCAUUUUCAUUAUGAAGAUUAAAAUCAAAUUCCUAACAAGUCCGUGAGAUUUCUAUACCCCACCACAGAAAAAAUGUCCAGCUUUUAAGAUUUUUGUUAUAAGCCAGACAGGUGUUUAAUCUUAAAGUUAAAGUAUUUUUAAAACUUUCAAUGCAGGGUAUGUUAAAUGUCAACAAUUGUAAUUUAAGCUGUCAUUCUUGUUAUGCAAUAAAUAUGUGAUAAAUUGA